AUGCAAAUGGAUGAGGAGAGCUCCAGUGGAGGAAAGUUGCCCCAGAGACUGGCUGCGGAUGCCGUUGCGGCUUCGGUCGCCGCCACAGUGGUUACCCCAGUGGUCACAAUCAUGGACAGUCCCCGCAAACCAACAUGCAUAUCUCGUAUCUGCCCGAGCCAAUGCUCGGGCCUGGUCCGCCGUAUCUGUGUCGGAUGUCGCAAUCCGACAGCCUAUCAGUACGUGGAUAUGAAAAUUAUCGAUGAUGUGGACGAAGUGUUUGGUGCGUAUGAUGAGCCAUACACUCUGGAUAUGGUAGCUGCUAUACUUGCACUUCAGGACGGUAUCAUUCACGCGUUGAAAUACGAUGGAAACAUAUGA
Molecule: messenger RNA, 360 nt
Organism: Aspergillus piperis CBS 112811
Lineage: Eukaryota; Fungi; Ascomycota; Eurotiomycetes; Eurotiales; Aspergillaceae
Exons: 3
Coding region: 1-360 (119 amino acids)
Source: RefSeq, a predicted model, not a curated record